AUGGCGGAUCCGGCUGCGUGUGCUUUGCGUCGGGGCUCAGAGGAGGUUCCUGGCGAACCUUCCCAAGAAGGUGAGGCCGGCAGUUCCGACGGCUGGACCAGCGACUCGGGCUCCUCCUCCUCCUCCGCCAGCAGCGAUCCGGAUGAUCUUAAGCCUGAAUGGCUGGAGAGCGUGCAGAAAAAUGGAGAACUGUUUUAUUUGGAAUUGAGUGAAGAUGAAGAAGAAAGCCUCCUUCCUGAAAUACCUGCUACUGUGAAUCGUGUUAGGUUCAGUGAAAAUGAGAUUAUUAUUGAAGAGGGUGAUUACAAAGACAGGAAAAAACAUGAACCCAAACUCAAGCGGUUUACCAAAAUCCUAAAAGGUAAAAGACUUUUACCCAAGAGCUACAAUAAAAAAGGCAGCCAUGACAGUGGGCCCGUGUCCAUUCUAAAGCACCAGUCGAAUCAGAAAACAGGAGUCAUUGUCCAGCAGCGAUACAAAGACGUGAAUGUUUAUAUAAAUCCCAAAAAGUUAACUGUUACCAAAACCAAAGAGCAGCUCAAGCUUUUGGAAGUGCUGGUUGGGAUUAUCCAUCAGACCAAGUGGAGCUGGAGAAGAACUAGGAAACAGAGAAGUGGAGAGAGGAUUGUAGUUCAUGGCCUGCUUCCUGGCGGAUCGGCUAUGAAGAGUGGUCAGAUAUUAAUUGGCGAUGUCCUUGUUGCUGUGAAUGAUGUUGAUGUGACUACUGAGAACAUCGAGAGAGUUCUCUCUUGUAUUCCAGGACCGAUGCAGGUAAAACUGACCCUUGAAAAUGCAUAUGCUGUGAAAAAGGAAACAACCCAGCCAAAGCAGACGAAGGCACAGCUGAACACGAGUGAUUUAGUCCAACUUCUAUGGGGAGAAGAGGUUGAAGAUAUCCAGCAGAAAGUUCUAAGCACCCCUCAUAUCAUUAUGUAUCUCACCCUACAACUGGACUCAGACACAUCGAAGGAGGAGCAGGAAAUUCUCUAUCAUUAUCCGAUGUCUGAAGUGUCUCAGAAACUGAAAAGCGUGAGAGGGAUAUUCCUCACCCUCUGUGACAUGCUGGAGAAUGUAACCGGGACACACGUUACUAGCUGUACAUCUGGGCAUUUUGCCAUGCUUGCUUUCUGCCACGUUGAGAACGUGCCUCGUUUAGAUCAUUUUUUCAGCUUGUUCUUUCAAAGAGCACUUCAGCCUGUUAACCUGCAUUCAGAUGCCAGCUUCAGUGCCCAAGAGUAUGAUGCUUCUAGUGCAGUACUUCUCGACUGUCUUCCUGGAGUUCGGUGGCUCAUACUUCCACAGGAAAUUAAGAUGAAAUUAGACAUGGCAUUGAGCAACUUGGAGGCUGCAGAUUUUGCUGAACUGUCUGAGGAUUACUAUGACAUGCGGCGACUGUAUACAAUUUUGGGUUCUUCCCUAUUUUACAAGGGAUAUUUGAUAUGCAGUCAUUUGCCUAAGGAUGAUCUUAAUGAUAUUGCUGCAUACUGUCGCCACCAUUGCCUGCUCCCUUUAGCAGCAAAGCAAAGAAUUGGUCAGUUGGUAAUAUGGAGAGAAGUGUUUCCUCAGCAUCACCUCCAGCCUUCUGAAAACUCAAAUACGGAAGUCUUUCCAGAACCAGAGGGGCGGUAUUUUCUACUAAUUGUCGGUUUGAGGCAUUAUACAUUAUGUGUCCUAUUAGAAGCUGGGGGCUGUGCAUCCAAAGCUAUUGGGAAACCUGGACCAGACUACAUAUAUGUGGAUCAGGUUAAAACAACUCUUCACCAGCUGGCAGGAGUAGAUUCCCGCGUAGAGGAAAGGCUAGCAUCUGCGCCAACUCCCUGUUUGUCUUCUGCGGACUGGUUCCUUACUGGCUCACGUGACAAACUAGAUAGUUUGACAACCUCACCCAUCCUUAGUAGGCUACAAAGUACUUCCAAAGUAGCAGCCUCUCCAACCUGCAGAAGAACACUGUUUGACUAUUCCUUAAAGACACACAAGCCCAGUCCUUCCCGGAGCAUUGGCGGUUCUGACAAUGGUUGUGAUGGUGGAGAAGGUGUUGGCAUUAGUCCCCACACUGAUGCAGUGUGGAAGCAGAGAGAAUCGCAGGGUUCUGAUGGUCCAGAGGUAAGUGGUGCUUUGAGUAAGGUCACUAAAAAGAAGUCUACUCUUCCAAAUCCAUUUCAUUUGGGGAACUUGAAAAAGGAGCUAUCAGAAAAAGAAUUGGAAAUAUAUAAUACAGUGAAAUUGACAUCUGGUCCUGAGAACACACUUUUCCACUAUGUUGCUUUAGAAACAAUGCAAGGGAUUUUUAUUACUCCUACGUAUGAAGAGGUGGCACAACUAAGCAGCUCUGUCCACCCUCAGCUAAUAAGGAAUUUCCAUCAGUGUUGUCUUUCCAUCCAUGCAAUUUUCCAACAGACGUUGGUGGAAGAGCAAAAGAAAGCACGGACUGGACGGGAUCACGCCGAUUCUACAAAGGCAGCGUCUUCUCUCAACCCCGUGAAAGAGCACGGCGUGCUGUUUGAGUGUUCGCCUGAGAACUGGACAGAUCAGAGAAAAGCACCGCCGGUCGUGGCCUAUUGGGUAGUAGGGCGACUCUUUCUUCGCCCUAAACCUCAGGAACUGUACGUCUGUUUUCAUGACUCGGUGACAGAAAUUGCCAUCGAACUGGCUUUUAAACUGUUCUCUGGAUUAAUCUUGUAACUGUGUGUUCCUGCGGCAGAGCUGCAGCAGCGUGGAGCACCAUAUAGUUUUGGAACUGCCAAAAUCGAUACACAAAGCGGAUAAGUUUGAGCUCCUUUUCACUGUUAGUAUUAAAUAUUAAGAUGAGAUGCUGUUUCUGUUUCAUACACUAAAUUUUAUAUACCGUAUAUACUCAAGUAUAAGCCGUCUCGAAUAUCAGCCAAAGCACCUAAUUUUACC
Echinops telfairi (small Madagascar hedgehog) is the source of this 2901-nucleotide messenger RNA. RefSeq names its product inturned planar cell polarity protein (gene INTU). The transcript is spliced from 15 exons. Gene Ontology annotation, cellular component: cytoplasm; cilium. NCBI's taxonomy places the organism in Eukaryota, Metazoa, Chordata, Mammalia, Afrosoricida, Tenrecidae. Gene Ontology annotation, molecular function: protein binding. The record is from RefSeq and is a predicted model, not a curated record. The coding region runs from base 1 to 2682 and encodes 893 amino acids. Gene Ontology annotation, biological process: cilium assembly; nervous system development; vesicle-mediated transport.